Messenger RNA from Brienomyrus brachyistius, 5934 nucleotides. It is a transcript of the gene bcl11ba, whose product is annotated as BAF chromatin remodeling complex subunit BCL11B a. Gene Ontology annotation, biological process: positive regulation of transcription by RNA polymerase II. Bases 877 to 3264 code for a protein of 795 amino acids. The transcript has 3 exons. Gene Ontology annotation, molecular function: RNA polymerase II cis-regulatory region sequence-specific DNA binding; DNA-binding transcription factor activity. Lineage: Eukaryota; Metazoa; Chordata; Actinopteri; Osteoglossiformes; Mormyridae. Gene Ontology annotation, cellular component: nucleus. The record is from RefSeq and is a predicted model, not a curated record.
AAAGCCACCACUAGUCGCCCCCAGUGCUCCUGUAGCCUCUCACUGCUUCCAAUUUCAUUCUCACUAGACUUAACGUCACGUCCGCACUUGAACUUGAAUUUUAUCCCAUUGUACAGAGUCAGCCUCAGCCACACAGACACAGCGAGCGCCCAGAGAAGUGGGACUCCGCCAUCUUCACAGUUAAAAGAAGAGGAGAAAAAAAAAGGCUGCAGGUCUUGUUUUACUUUCAAAGAAAGGUGGAGGUCCUUGCGCUCCUCAGUGCACGACAAGGGAGCAAGUGUGAAGAGUUAGAGAGGCGGCACUGGGCGACACAAGCACUGAGUGGAGAAGAGGAUCCCGAGAUCGCUUGGCCAACCUGAGAGAUCGCUGGAUUCUUCUUACCAAUUUCCUAAUUGUUUUAUUUUUAUUUAAGAGGCAAAAUUCCAAGUCCACACCUCAUCUACAGCCUUGUAGAAGACUGGCAUUCAGCGUGACCAAGCUGUCAAAUCGCGGCACAGGACAGCGCUUUUGAUUGUCCAGAAAGGCAGGGAGAAGAUUACAGAGGUUUGCUCACGCCUGUCACUCACAGGCGUAACACAUCACGGAUAUUUAUUUCCUGCUCUUUGCAGACCUCUCUCAUCACACACCUUUUGUAGAUGUUUUGACUUAGAGGACACUGAAGGGGAGUCUGCGCGCCCCCAGGUCGGGUCAUCGGAAGACCAGAGUGGUCUGCAGCCUCGGCGCGAAGGUACUUUCCGUACUGUGAGCGAAGGAGCCGGGCUGGAAACAAGGAGUUCCCAGGAAAAAAAAGUUACUGCAGGAAAAGGGAAGAGUAAAGCAGGAAAACCAUCGUCCCCAGUGCAGGUCUCCGGGCAAUGCCAGUGUAGAUGCGGGGCAAUGUCCCGUCGCAAGCAGGGGAAUCCGCAGCAUUUGUCGCAAAGAGAGACAAUACCGCACCCUGACCAUGUGGACAUCAUCCGUGUCGUGGUCGACACCCCCUCGCCUGACCUCGGCUUCACCUGCCCGCUGCCGUCCGGAGUGGGCGACCACGACCUGCUCACCUGUGGCCAGUGCCAGAUGAACUUUCCCCUGGGGGACAUCCUAGUCUUCAUCGAGCACAAGCGGAAGCAGUGCCAGACUUUGGGUGGGGGCGCCGGCUGCUACAACAAAAUGGGGGAGCCGGGAAGCCCCUCGCCGAGGCCCGAGCCCAGGAAAGUGGUGGAGCCGGUGGAAAUCGGGAUCCAGGUGACGCCCGAAGAGGACGACGAGAGAAUGCUGACACCUACUAAAGGAAUCUGCCCCAAGCAGGAGGGCACCCCCGCAGGUAGGGACGAGCCAUCCAGCUACACCUGCACCACCUGUAAACAGGCCUUCCUCAGCGCCUGGUUCCUGCUGCAGCACGCCCAGAACACGCACGGCCUACGCAUCUACCUGGAAGGCGGCCCCACCGGCAACGCCCUCACGCCACGCAUUACCCUGCCCCCGGCCGUGGGAGCCGAGUCGCUGCCGCAGCCCCCCCUCACUGGCUUCCUGGGGGAGGGGAGCCCCUUCCAUCUGCUGCGCAUGGCUGCGCCGCUCCUGCGCGAGCCGCCAGGCUUUGUGGAGAACCGCCUGCCCGGCACGCCCCCCUUUGUGAGCCCCCCUCCUCGGCACCACCUGGACCCGCACCGCCUGGAGCGUCUCAGUGCCGAGGAGAUGGGUCUGAUCUCCCAGCACCCCAGUGCCUUCGAGAGGGUGAUGCGUCUGACACCCAUGGCAAUGGAGUCCCAGUCCAUGGACUUCUCUCGCCGGCUCAGAGAACUGGCGGGAAACAACAGCUCAAGUCCCCCGCUGUCACCGAGUCGCACAAACCCUAUGCAUCGCCUACUCAACCCCAACCCCUUCCAAGCGAGCCCUAAGUCGCCCUUUUUGAGCACCCCUCCUCUGCCGCCCAUGCCCCCUGGGAGCGGCACCCCGCCGCAGGUGCAAGGUAAGACCAAGUCCUGCGAGUUCUGUGGCAAGACCUUCAAGUUCCAGAGUAAUCUAGUGGUCCACCGACGCAGCCACACGGGGGAGAAGCCCUACAAGUGCCAGCUCUGCGACCACGCCUGCUCCCAGGCCAGCAAGCUGAAACGGCACAUGAAAACGCACAUGCACAAGGCUGGCUCGGUGACCGGCCGCUCCGACGACGGCAUGUCUGCCACCAGCUCCCCGGAGCCGGGGACCAGUGAUGUCACAGGCGAGGCUGUAAAAAACAGGGAAGGCGACUUCAGAGGGGAGGGCAUCGGCCCGGACAAUGAGGAGGAGGAGGAGGAGGAAGAGGAGGAGGAGGAGCUGGAGAAUGAGAGCAGGCCGGAGUCAAGCUUCAGCUUGGACUCUGACUUCUGCCGCCCGCGGGAGAACGGUGCCAAGCCGCCGGCACUCUCCCUCGAUAAGAUGGUGGAAAACGCGUCCCUCAACACUCUGCAACAAUACGGGAGCCUGAUCGUCGACAACCGGAAAAGGCUGCCCUUCUCCACCAGGGGCCAUGAGGGCCCACAGGAGAACAGGGACAGGCACCCUGAGAGGGGGGAGCUCGAGCCAGUGCAAAGGACCGCCGUGAACGGCAGGAACUGUGGCUCGGGGGACUCGCUCCCUAGCCUUUUUCCACGCAAGCCCACACCCAUCACCAGUCCCAGCCUGUCCAACUCAUCCGCCAAGAGGAUCAAGAUCGAGAAGGACCUGGACAUGCCAACAGCACCACUCAUUCCCUCAGAGAACGUGUAUUCACAGUGGCUGGUGGGCUACGCCGCCUCGCGCCAUUUCAUCAAAGAUCCCUUCCUGGGUUUCAGCGACUCCAGGCAGUCGCCCUUCGCCACCUCUUCGGAGCACUCCUCGGAGAACGGCAGCCUGGCCUUCUCCACUCCUCCGGGGGACCUGCUGGAUGGCACGGCGAGCGGGGGAAGCACACCCCACCUCGGCGGGCCCGGCCCGGGCCGGCCCAGCUCCAAGGACGGCCGUCGCAGCGACACAUGCGAGUACUGCGGCAAGGUGUUUAAGAACUGCAGCAACCUAACGGUGCACCGGCGCAGCCACACGGGCGAGCGACCCUACAAAUGCGAGCUAUGCAGCUACGCCUGCGCGCAGAGCAGCAAGCUGACGCGGCACAUGAAGACGCACGGCCAGCUGGGUAAGGAGGUGUACCGCUGCGACAUCUGCCACAUGCCCUUCAGUGUGUACAGCACCCUGGAGAAGCACAUGAAGAAGUGGCACGGGGAUCACCUGAUGACGAACGAGGUGAAAAUCGAGCAGGCAGAGAGAACCUAAAGUACGAGCCAAGGGCACGGCUAGACGCCGCCUCACAGAUACUCAUGCUGUAGUUUAACAUGACGCCUAAGAAGCUGCCAACUGAGAAAAAAAAAAGAAAACAGGAAAUGAGAAUUAAUGCUGGUCUAAUCUGCCUUGUCUGGCUUUUGUUUCAGCAAUCUAUCAGAGUAUGAAUUAGCGGUAAUGAAUAAGAAAUUCGUCAUGCCUUCUAACUGUGCAAUAAGUUCUCUAUUUAUUUGGUUUGUUAUUUUGGCCUCUGCAGAUAUAUAUAUAUUUUUUUGAUUUCAUUUGUGUUUUGUUUUUAACUGUAAUUGCUGGGAGUUUUGCUGUUUAAACCCAGACGAUGUCCUGAGAUUUUAGCGAAAAACAACGCAGUUGUUUUUAGCCCACCUUUUAGCCGCUGCUUAUCGGAAAACCUGCAUAUUUUAAACUACACGUGUCACUUCUGGAGGAAAAGCCAGAUCUAAAGACGAGAUGUAGCCGUGAGAAUGCCGCCGUGUUCACGAGAGCACACACUGACUGUAAACAUAUCAGGUCUAACUGGGAACGUACCACUGAACAUCAGCUUUGGGCGGGGAGGGGGUGGGGGGCAAUCUGGAGGUCUGUCGAUCUCCUCUUUAGAACGGGAUGAACACCAAGGCAGCUGCUCUGAGGUACCAGGUACCGAGCCAAGUGGGGCGCGACCAAGAAUGCGGGCUGGCAGGGGACUCUUAGAUGUGUCCUUUGAACACACACGUUUAAUCCACGCCAACACUGCCAUUGGGAGCCGUGACACAGCAUUCAGGAUGACCCGUUUAUAAACGUGUGCAUAAUCUCAGGAUAAACAGCCCAGCGGCUCACUGGGUGACUUCUCACCCGCCCAUGGGCGCAUCUCCAUCUCGAUAUACAGCUCAUGGAGUGACGAUCCACUCCAGAGCAGUUCUCUUUCUGAACCCUUUUCCAGAGGGAGGGAACUUGUUCCUUCCACCUGGAAACGCCGGUGAGGGUGUAGGUGCCAGCUGGAAAGGCCGUGGGAGCGAAUGAUUCUAAACCAUUCCCCUGUUUUGCUUGUAGCAUUCGAAUUUUAAACUCUAAUGACUUCAUGUCAUACUUGGCAAGGGAGCAUCUAUUUUCUGAGAUGGGUUCUGCGUUUAGCCCCCAUGAGCUACCCCAGCUUUUCAAGCAGAUGUUUUGGGCAUCGAAUACUGAAAUGAAAUCAGCAAGUCUCGUUACGUUGAGAAAUCAUGCCGUGAUAUUACUUGAAUACAUUUGCGCUAUGCAUUCACAGCUUAGACGGCAGAUUAAUGUGAAAUACAGCCCUAGAGUCUGACAAAAUUCAGUUUCCCCUGCUGACCUGGUAACCUCAACCCCAAGGCCCAGUGCAUCACCAAACUGCAUUUCCUGUAGAACUGAGUGUGUCUUUCCUGUCCCUUAGGAUUUCCACUCAUGUGUAGUUGACCAUGAUAAGAAGUAGCAUCUUGUAUGGACUAAACAACUGGCCCUGGCAACCAGCUGGCCCUAGAUCAACAUCUACCAGGUCACCAACCACCAGCUGGCCCUAGAUCAACAUCUACCAGGUCACCAACCACCAGCUGGCCCUAGAUCAACAUCUAUCAGGUCACCAACCACCAGUGGGCCCCUAGAUCAGCAUCUACCAGUUCACCGACCACCAGCUGCUCAUAGAUCACCAUCUACUUGUUAACCAACCACCAGCUGUCCCUAGAUGACCAUCUACCAGUUCACCAACCAGCAGCUGUCCCUAGAUCACCAUCUACCAGCUAAUUAAAUGUAUGGUUUGUUUUGGCCAACAAAAAUAUCUGGAGAAAGACAACGUGUGUUAGGUGGACUGAGCUGGCUUGGCAGAGGGACGGUGGGGAGCUGUAGCAGCUGACACAGGUGCGAGAGGACAUGCGGAGGCGCAGAUCGCAGCGAUGCCACCAUGACUGGACACUUUGCAUACUGCCACCAGUUUGACAAGAGCGUGCCUUUAACAAUGAUCUUCCGAUUGAUCGUCUCCUGAGACAAACGCGACACACGUCUGUGAUGCAAACAAAAGCUAUCCUCCAUAACCCUAACCUACUCAUGAAUUUAUGGAGCGAUGCCCGCAGAACAGCGUGUAGAUGUGCACGCAGAUGUACAUAUUAAGGCACAAGCGAAAGGAAUUAUCGAUUUCAGGACAAGACUGCAUGCCAACUUCGGAGAGGACUGUUAGACCACAGGUAGUCACUGAAGAGACUGGACAGGAAUCAGGAACAACAGAAAGUAGGGAAAAAAGAAAGAAAAAAUGAAAAAAGAAAACAAAAAAGGACAAACUUAGUGCACUCUGUCUCAAAAUACGUUUACAGUAUUGAAUCAAGUACAAGGGUAAAUCUUAUCUGUGUGUGUUUGUUUUAAAUGAGUAUUUUUUUCAAGUUUGCUUAAAGGUUUCUCUGAAUGCCAUAGUGGCUGUGUAUAUUGUUUUUUUGGUGAUGGGUUUUAGUAUAUAUAUAAAUAUAUAUAAAUCUAUAUCACAUUUCUCUUGUUUACUGUAAAAGUAUACCGGUAUUUGUAAUAUUUCAGAAUGCCUGGGCAUUUUUAAAAAAAAAAAUUUUAAGUUUUUUUUUCUCAGCCCAAUUUCAAUUGUGGGUCUAUUAAGAUGUUUUGUCACUGUAAGUGUAAAAGUCUUGAGUUUUAGUAAAACCUUUAUCCUUC